This is a messenger RNA of Purpureocillium takamizusanense, 1577 nucleotides long. RefSeq lists its product as uncharacterized. NCBI's taxonomy places the organism in Eukaryota, Fungi, Ascomycota, Sordariomycetes, Hypocreales, Ophiocordycipitaceae. The transcript has 9 exons. The record is from RefSeq and is a predicted model, not a curated record. Gene Ontology annotation, molecular function: oxidoreductase activity; zinc ion binding. Bases 313 to 1473 code for a protein of 386 amino acids.
GCACAACCUCCGCAUCGUGACUCUUAAAUAUUACCCGGGCCGGCUGUGACGCUUGCUUCCCCGCGACCUCGCUCGUUCUUCCCCAACCCUCCAGCCUCGUCUUGGCCAUGGCGACGACCCCCGCAUUGCCAUCCCCGAGCUACAUCCGAUCGCCCACCAGACACCCGCCAGGCGACUGGAGGUAGUCACUAGGUAUAAGUCGCCUUCGAUGCCGCAGUUGAGAGCAGCCCGCGCCUACUCCGCACUUGCACGCUGCAACACAUCACGCACUCUCGCAUCACAUAUCGAAGCGCUACAUGUACUCACAUCAUCAUGGCAAAUUCAACGAUGAAGGCAUUAAACUACAAGGGGCCCUUCCAGGUCAAGGUCGAGGACGUAGACAAGCCGCAGCUCGAGCAUCCGGAUGACAUCAUCGUCAGGGUCACCACCGCAGCGAUUUGCGGCUCGGACCUGCACAUGUACGAGGGCAGGACGGCCGCCGAACCGGGCAUCACCUUUGGUCAUGAGAACAUGGGCAUCGUCGAAGAGCUCGGCGCGGGCGUCACCCUCCUCCAGAAGGGAGACCGCGUCGUCAUGCCUUUCAACGUCGCCGACGGGCGCUGCCGCAACUGCGAGGAGGGCAGGACUGCUUUCUGCACGGGCGUGAAUCCCGGCUUUGCGGGCGGUGCCUACGGUUACGUCGCGAUGGGGCCCUACCGCGGAGGUCAGGCACAGUAUAUCCGCGUGCCGUAUGCCGACUUUAAUGCUCUGAAGCUGCCCGCUGGGAAGGAACACGAAGCCGAUUUCAUUCUUCUCGCCGACAUCUUCCCAACCGGCUGGCACGGCGUCGAGCGCUCUGGUUUCCAGCCCGGCGAGACUAUCGCAGUCUUUGGCGCCGGCCCCGUGGGCCUCAUGGCCGCCUACUCGGCCGUGCUGCGCGGCGCCUCCCGCGUCUUCGUCGUCGAUCGCGUCCCCGAGCGCCUCCAGGCCGCGGAGAAGAUCGGAUGCAUCCCCGUCGAUUUCACCAAAGGCGACGCCGUCGACCAAAUUGUCGAAAAAAACGGCGGCGACAUGGUGGACCGCUCUGUCGACGCCGUCGGGUACCAGGCCGUCGACAAGGGGGGCUCCUCGGAGCAGCCCAACGUGGUGCUCGAGAACAUGAUUCGCGUGACUAGAGCGUGCGGAGGACUUGGGAUCCCCGGACUCUAUGUGCCUAGCGACCCCGGCGCACCGGACGACGCUUCUGCCAAGGGCAUGAUAAGCCUUAGCUUCGGAAAGCUCUUUGAAAAGGGCCUCUCUCUCGCCACCGGCCAGUGCAAUGUCAAAAAGUACAACCGUUACUUGCGCGACCUCAUCGUCUCUGGCAAGGCCAAGCCCAGCUUUGUCGUCUCGCAUGAGAUUGGCCUCGACGACGCCGAGGCGGCGUACGACAAGUUUGAUAGGCGUGUGGAUGGCUACACCAAGGUCAUUAUCCACCCUAAUGGAGGAUUCUAACACCUAACACGAACAGCCUGGUCUCAGAUGGGCUUCAAUAGCCGGAAUAUGUGAAGUGACUGUAUUGAAGACUUGUUCGUACGUAGUAGCACGUAACUUUGGAC